Messenger RNA from Pseudo-nitzschia multistriata, 2257 nucleotides. The record is from the annotation of a GenBank genome assembly. NCBI's taxonomy places the organism in Eukaryota, Bacillariophyta, Bacillariophyceae, Bacillariales, Bacillariaceae.
CUGUACUAUCGGUACGUACUAGCACCUACCGAUACCAUGGCUAAGUCUCAUCCACAAYCAUGAAAAAUAGUAGCAUGUCCCAAAAACCGAAAAGGAUGUAAUUUGAAUGUCGUCCUGCUGGAAGGAGAAAGGAAUCCCAUCUUUUCUACAUCUAUCAAAGGCAAGCCCCAUGCUGGCAAGUCCUUAUUGGCAAUCAUAGUACUUCUGCAGAGUAACGGCUGCCAUUUUUUUCUUUUUCCUGUCUCCAUUUCCCCUCUCCUCGUCCCCCCUCCACACAAAAAACUACAAGUCCAUUACUAUAUCUCUUUCUGGUCCUUCCUCCUCGGGAUCUAAUAUCAGUGGUUGUUACUACUUCAAAAUUUCCACUGCACUCCUCACUACUACUGGAUAACAUCCAUUACCGGCGAGAAAUUGAAUCAUGAAAAUGUUUUUAUUUUUGUCCUUGGGAUAGUGUUGAACAGCAGUUUGUUGAACAGGGCCUUCCUCUAGUUUUUGAAGACGGAAGCUGCCAACCAAGAUCAGGGUUUCCCAUWGGUUUCCUCUGUGUUCAAACAAACUUAUCGCGGGUGUCUUCUCUUGUUCCAGCAGUAGGGAGGAGCUUGCGCGGACACAGCUCCGAUGGAGAAACAGUCACCCACCACAGCGGUCUUCGUCUGUCGUCUUGCGAUGCCUGCAAACGAUAACGAUAUCGAUGGCGRUCRCAKCCGUGCAUGCGUGGACCGACGAAUGGCGCAUCCCCUCGUGGGAUUUGCUGCCACGGGCGUCUGCUCUGAUUGCGAGAUGGAAAAGUCUUGCACGAACAAUGCAUCACGACGUUUGGAAUUUUCAUMGACGGCGACAUGUUUUUCGGUUGCUUUUUCGGUGCCAAGGUCCCUUUGGAUGCCGUGGCUUUGGUCGUCUUUUCACGCCUUCCCCGGAGAGUCGUUGCAGUGCCAAGCCCGCGCUCGACCCCUGCCCUGUCGACUCGAUACGGUGAGUCGAAUCGCAUUGAAUCGAAGCGACUAGCUCUGCUGCCAUUCCGCUGCCAUUCCGAUGGAUUCCUUGUUUCGCGAGGGAUCGGUGGAGGGACGGACCAAAGACCUCGAAUCCGAAUCCAAUCCCAUUCCAUUCGAUUCGUUCGGCGUGCCGUCCUCAGCAGAAAGGGACAAGUCCCACGAGCAGCGGCAGCAGCACCGCAAGGGCCCCCGCGGGGAGCCCCCCGGCCGCACCGCUGCCCUGCAGUGCUUGCGCAGUCUCCACGGUUUGGUCCCCGCCGUCGCUUCCCCCGAUGCCGCUGCUGUCGCUCGGAUCGGAGCGCUCCCGCUCGUACAGAUCCUUGCGRCCCUCGAUCAUGGCCUCGUCGAUUGCCCCGUCGUCGAUGUUGUAUUCGUCGUCGUCGAAUUCGUACCAGGUGGUUGGUGCCCCGGUGGAGGCCUCGCCGAACGCACUGCCGGCGAGGUCGUCGGCAAAGGGAGGCCGGUAGAUGUGGUUGUGCUCAAAGGCCGCUUCGUGGAGGUCCCGUUGCUGCUGGUUCCCGCWGGUGGGUCGACCACCGCGGACGCUGGGUCCCGAUCCCGCGAGAGACAAGGCGAACGGAAGCCAACCCGGACCUUCGAUCCCUUUCGUUGUCCCUGCGAUCGCCACCGUUGCCAGUGCGAGCGUUGCGGCAACRGUUGCUGCCGUUGUUACCGCUGUUGCUAUCGCUAUCGAGKAUGCUGGUCUCAUCGUGUCGUCCGGUUGGCUUGUUGACCCGAUUGGAGCCGCGGCCUUUCUACAAACUGAUCUUGAUUUCUGCGUGUUUGGCUGUUUCGUGAUCAGUCCUGUGUCGUCCUGUGCAGAAACGCGACCCGACGACGUUCGRUGGAACAACGGACGGRAUGUACGUUACACUCGAGGACGAAGAACGAUAGGAGUCGGAGAUCGCAGCGCUCUGAUUCUUUGACGUCGYGAUACAGCUUUGCCGGAGCGAUAUCACAGCGUUUGGCCCGUGAUCUUUUGACAAGGUGUCGUCGUAUCCUGGUAUGGGUUCGUACCGGUAUACUCGUACUACCGGUAUGCUUGUAUUGUGGUGUCGUUURUUGGUCCGAAGCCUGCUGUCUCGAGUCUCGAACAUGCUCUGUGCCACAACAAUUCAAAAAUGCGCGGCGUGCCGACGGUGGCCUAUUGGGAUACAUACUUUACUUACCGCACAAAUCAACGGCAAAGACGGGUUUCCGUUCACGACUCAGCAGAGCGGAAACCGGCAUGGCGCGCUUUGUAAUCAAUUCAAUCAUCUACU